Messenger RNA from Eruca vesicaria subsp. sativa (arugula), 603 nucleotides. The record is from the annotation of a GenBank genome assembly. Lineage: Eukaryota; Viridiplantae; Streptophyta; Magnoliopsida; Brassicales; Brassicaceae.
AUGAGCUCAGAUCGAAGUUUCUCCACGUUCUUCCAUGUCAACAACGAUCAGCCGAAGAUUUUGAUUCUUGAAGUUCUUGUAAAGAAGUGUACAUUGUUUCUUCUUGUUACCAAUCUCCUAAUCACCGGAGCUAUGCAAACGCACGAAGCCGUUGACUUUCGAACUGAGUUUCUACGGGUUCUUCUUAGUCGACGAUUAGGCCAAGUUCCAUUGGUAGCUGAGUGUUCGAAGCCAGUGGAAGAUCCUGUGUUUCAAAGUGCUGUUCCAUCUACAGCUACACUAGAGUCAUGUCCAAAGGAACAUAUUGAUAACUUAAAAGAUAUGCUCAAAGAGGAAAACAUUCAUUUGCACACUGAGGCUGGAGAGCAAGGGAAAUUGCCUUUGCUUAUUUUAAGUUUGAAGGAGAAGAAGAGUGAAGAAAGAAGACCAGCUGUUGUGUUUAUGCAUGGCACAAGUGCAAACAAAGAAUGGUUAAGGCCAUGGCUUGAAGCAUAUGCUUCAAGGGGAUAUGUAGCCAUUGGUCUAGACUCUCGCUACCAUGGAGAACGAGCUGACUCCAAAACAGCCUAUCAAGAUGUAAAGUCAUUUUUUAUGUUUAACUAG